Molecule: messenger RNA, 2394 nt
Organism: Penicillium antarcticum
Lineage: Eukaryota; Fungi; Ascomycota; Eurotiomycetes; Eurotiales; Aspergillaceae
Product: transcription factor domain-containing protein
Exons: 2
Coding region: 1-2394 (797 amino acids)
Biological process (GO): DNA-templated transcription; regulation of DNA-templated transcription
Molecular function (GO): zinc ion binding; DNA binding; DNA-binding transcription factor activity, RNA polymerase II-specific
Source: RefSeq, a predicted model, not a curated record
AUGCAGCCCUCCCAUUUUCGGGGGAAUAACCCGAAUUCCUACGACUUACCCCCCGUACAAUCUGUGACGGGCGCAUUCCCGACCCCAGCGCUGCUCUCCGCUCCGCCGAGCAGGCCCGACAGCGGGAUGCGAAUGGCCCAUCUACUCCAACCAAUGCCACAGCACCUACCAGCCCCCGCGACAUCGCCGUACUCGCGCUUCUACGACUCUGCAUCCGGCUCGCCCGCUGAAAGCGGUGCGCUCCCCGAUGCGCUGGGCUCAGUACCGGGCGGUCCGGCGCUGUACCAGACCAGUCCCGUGGGUCAGCAGCCAACGCCCGCGCAGCUGCAGCAAAAGCGCGCAUAUCGACAGCGUAGGAAGGAUCCCAGCUGCGACGCUUGUCGCGAGCGCAAGGUCAAGUGCGAUGCGUCUGAGUCGUCUAGUUGCACGGAAUGUAACAAUCGCAAGGUCCGAUGUCAGUUUACUAAGGAGACGAAUCGUCGCAUGUCGUCUAUUAAGCAAGUGCAGGACUUGGAGAAGCAGUUGCAGAAUACCAAGCAGCAAUUGCAGCAUCUGCAGACUGGUAUGAUGCGUCCUGAUCGCAUGAUCGAUGUCGAUGAAGGUAUUGCGCAGCCUUUGAUUAAAUUGCCGGAGAUUGAAUACCGUCCUGUGCGCCGGUCGAAGGCGCCUAUUGCUCAGGAUUUCUCAGAUGUGCGAUCUAAUAUGCGCCAUUAUGGUGGUGGCAUCUUGAAGGUCCCUACGCCUUAUCGACAGCAGGGCGCUGAGUCUUUGGUUACUGGUGAUGCGCCAGAGCUGCCUCCAAAGAAUCUCGCGGACCAUUUGUUGGCGCAGUACUUCAAUUGCAUUCAUUCGGUCCUUCCGGUGCUCCACUGGCCCAUCUUCAUGUCGGAGUAUGAGAAGGUCUAUCGGUCGGGGUCGCUGUUGGGUGUCUCGAAUGAAUGGGCUGCUGUUCUCUUUGGAAUAUUCGCCUGUGGUGCCAUUCACACCAACGAGCUGGAUCGGGAGGAGCAAGGCAAGAAAUACAUACGCACCUCUUGCGGGAUCAUCGACGUGUGGCACGACAACUUCAAUCUGGAUCGAGCUCGAGCUGCAUUGCUUGCGAGUAUCUUCCUCUUUGAGGUAAACUCAAAGUCGGCAAGUUGGGUAUGGAUUGGUUCAGCGGUGCGUGUGGCUCAAGAGAUGGGGCUACACAUUGAGUCAGGGCCAUGGCCAGCAGUCGAAGGGGAGAUGCGAAAGCGCGUAUGGUGGGGAUUAUACGCUUGGGAUAGAUUACUCGCUCUCGAGAUGGGCAAGCCAGUAUUGAUCAAUGAUCAAGACUGCGACAUUGACCUGCCUUGUCCUGUGGACGAGCAAUAUAUCACAGAAACUGGCCCUAUCCCUGAAAGCCAGCAAACAUCACCUCUUUUAGCAACUAUACACGUCGUCCGUUCAAUCGGUCAACUCACGCGAACCCUCCGAUCAGCCACCAUUAGCCCCGCCACCCUCGAGACCUUCGAACUUCACUUCAACACCUGCCUCGCAACAUUCCCCUCCCAAUUUCACCCAAGAACCGACCAAGACCUCGAUCCUCGCUCUCUCGCUCCAGUAAUAUACCUCCAAAAUGCUCGCCUCCUCCUCCACCGCCACAAUAUCUCCCCCUUUUGCCCGGAUAUCGUCCGUUCCUCCGCAAUGGACUACUGUGUUUCCACGGCCCUCGACACAGCCAACAUCCUCGCCCGGUGCAUGCGCAACUAUCCCAACGCAAAUACGUUACCUCCAGGCCCAGCAGGAAACAAUGACCCGCGUGCCCUCUUCGCCUCCUGUGCCGGCUCCCUCCUCUGUACACACAUUUGGCGCUGUACCCUCCUUCUCCUCUUCCGCCAAGAAUUCGCCGGGGCCCUAGCCUGCGUCCAAGCCCUCGCAUCAAUAGGCGAUGUCCGCACAGUCAACGCCGCCUGCGGUCGCUACCUAUCAUUCUUCGUCCGCCGCCUGCUCUCCCGCCUCCGCCGCGGCGAAAAUAUCGACCUAGAGCGCGACGAGGAAAUGAUGGCCUAUGUCUCAGGCGAUAUGCAAGGAACCAGCGACGGCAGCUGGGUCUGGCACGGCAGCGAAACAGGAUCCCAACUCGAAGCUAUGUCGCCAAUGCGGUCAACGUCUGUUUCCGGAGGUCACUCAGGUCAGCAUGAGCGCGAUGCUGAGUGGGAAGGGUGGGGGUGGAUUGAGAAGACUGUGCAAGAGCUCUUCGCAGAGCAGCGGCAGAGGGCUCAUGCUGAACGAGAUACGCCUAUGGGGGGCCAACCCCGUCAAGAGGGUGCGCCUUCGGGAUCGACUCUUGCGCCUGAAUUUGCCGGUUCGGAUUCGGAUCGCAGGUCUAGCUCGGCGCAUUCACGCAUGACGAUUGCUAGCAUUAUUUGA